Solanum lycopersicum (tomato) is the source of this 1252-nucleotide messenger RNA. The record is from RefSeq and is a predicted model, not a curated record. NCBI's taxonomy places the organism in Eukaryota, Viridiplantae, Streptophyta, Magnoliopsida, Solanales, Solanaceae.
CCUACCCCCCACCCCGCCCCACCCUCCUUCUAUCUCCAUCUUCAUUUGCAUGCAUUUGCAUGCAAAUUCAACAUCCUUAAUUUUUUUGUGUAUUCUUCCUCCUUUUUUUUUCCGAGUAAUUUUUCCUCAUCCAUUGCUGGUUACCCUAUAAACGGAUACUAGCAAUGGAUCAGGCCGAACCACCACAACCACAACCAUCAUCAACACCAAGAACGAGCGUAUCAUCAUCGUCUUCUUCUUCAAUACCGGCUCCAACAACAACAACAACUCCGCCAUCAUCCCUUCUUGAACCGGUUAACUCAACCAAGAAAAAAAACCGGACUAGGGUUUUUCGAGUUUUUCGUAAUGUUUUUCGAUCGUUCCCGAUUAUAACACCGGCAUGCAGACUCCCUUCCCUACCCGGUGGUCGCUUACCGGAUAGUAACAGCCGGAUAAUAGCCGGUUCAAGAAUCACCGGAACGUUGUUCGGAUAUCGAAAAGGACGUGUUAGUCUUUCCAUUCAAGAAAACCCUAGGAAUUUUCCUACCGUUGUUGUUGAACUUGCUUUGCAAACAAAUGUUUUGCAAAAGGAAAUGAAUCUAGGCAUGGUAAGGAUUGCAUUAGAAUGUGAGAAAAGGGAUAAAAGGGAGAAGAUAAAUCUUCUUGAAGAACCAUUAUGGACCAUGUAUUGUAAUGGUAAAAAAAAUGGUUAUGGUGUUAAAAGAGAAGCCACAGAAGAAGAUCUUAGUGUGAUGGAGAUUCUUAAGCCGGUGUCGAUGGGCGCCGGAGUUUUGCCCGGAAAAUCUGACGUGGAAGGGCCGGACGGUGAGAUGACAUACAUGAGGGCACAUUUUGAACGUGUGGUUAAAUCAAAGGAUGCUGAAACCCUAUAUAUGUUGAGCCCAGAUGCAAAUGAUGGACCUGAAUUGAGUAUUUUCUUUGUAAGAAUAUAAUUGAUUAAUCAUAAAAUUAUACAAUGAUAUUUGGGUCUUUUUAUUGGUAUUAUUAUUACUAAUUAGUUGGAUGGAUCCCUCUAAUAUAUUAUUAGGGAGGGAAAUUUAAUGUAGAGUUUAACUUAUAUAUACAUAUUGUUUGUGUAAUUUUUUAUACAAUCAAGUCAUUUGGGGCAGUGGACGGAACAGAGAUGUAUGUUUGCUUAUAAUCAGAGGCGAAUCUAGCAUUUCAAGAAGAUCUGUGCACCAUUAUCAGGGUCCUAGGUGUAGGGGUUAGGAAAAUUAAACUCUUUUUAAUAAAAGUUAAAAUCUUAUGUGUA